This is a messenger RNA of Triticum turgidum subsp. durum (durum wheat), 1518 nucleotides long. The record is from the annotation of a GenBank genome assembly. Lineage: Eukaryota; Viridiplantae; Streptophyta; Magnoliopsida; Poales; Poaceae.
AUGUAUUUUGAGUUCAGUAGAUAUCAGUAUAAGGGGAAGACGACACACAUGGCGGUGACACAAUUUCAGCCUGUGUAUGCGCGGCGAUGCUUUCCCUGUUGGGAUGAGCCUGCUUUUAAGGCGAAGUUCAAGAUAACAUUAGAAGUUUCAUCUGAGAUGGUAGCACUUUCCAACAUGCCUAUAUCUAGUGAGACAGUGGGUGGUUCUAUGAGGAUUAUCCAUUUUGAGGAAUCACCUCUCAUGUCAACUUAUUUAGUUGCCAUGGUUGUUGGUAUUUUUGACUUUGUUGAGGAUGUAGCAUCGAAAGGCACUAAAGUUUGUGUGUACACUGAAGUUGGUAAGAGUUCACAAGGGAAGUUUGCAUUGGAUGUUGGGGUGAAGUCAUUGGAUUUCUAUAAUGAUUACUUUGGCACUCCCUAUGCACUCGCUAAGUUGGAUAUGAUUAGUAUCCCGGAAUUUAAUUGGAUGGGAAUGGAGAAUUAUGGACUGAUCACUUUCCAUCCCACGGUCUUUCUUUUUGAUGGUCCUUCUACAACAUCCACAAAACUACAGGAAAUUGCAGUACUUGUGGCACAUGAAUUGGCUCAUCAAUGGUGUGGAAAUCUUGUAACCAUGGAAUGGUGGAAUCACUUAUGGUUAAACGAGGGAUUUGCUACAUGGAUGAGCUAUCAAGCAGUAGAUUCCUUUUUUCCGAAGUGGAAUAUUUUGCUGGAUUUUCUUGAGAACACAAUGUCUACUCUUAAAUUGGAUUCAAUAGCAGGGUCUCAUCCGAUAGAGGUUGAAAUACACCAUAUCAAUGAAAUCGAUAGGAUUUUUGACGACAUCAUAUAUAUUAAAGGUGCUUCUAUUCUUCAAAUGAUACAGAGCUACAUUGGAGCAGAGCAUUUUCAGAAAGCAUUGAAGAAAUAUAUACAAAAAUAUGCCUACUCAAAUGCUAAAACAGAGGACCUAUGGGUCGUGCUUGAAGAAGAAACUGGCGAGCCAUUCAAGGAUUUCAUGAGUACGUGGACAAAGCAACCAGGAUAUCCUAUAAUUAAUAUAAAACAUAAAGGGAAAGGAAUCCAAGUUGAACAGGCCCAAUUUGUGCUAGAUGGGUCCUCUCGAGCUGGCUUGUGGGAUGUGCCAAUAACUUUAAGAUGCUCUUCAUCAACAAAUAAAUUCAUUUUGAAACACAAGCAUGAUAAUUUUGAUGUAUGUGGUGAACGGGAGAGGGGUGGAAAUAUUUGGAUUAAGUUGAAUAUAAAUGAAACAGGGUUUUAUCGAGUGAAGUAUGACAAAGAAAUUAAAACUAGACUUCAAAACGCAUUAGAGGCCAAUGAGUUCUCUUCAAUGGAAAAAAUUGGAAUUUUGGAGAACUCACUUAUGCUUUCUAUAUCUCGAGAAGACACACUAGCAUCAUUGCUAUGUAUAGUGUAUGCUUGUCGUGAAGUAGCUGACUACAGUGUUUUGACACAUACAAGCUGUAUGUACAUUCUAGUUUUCCAAAUAGUUCAAUUUUAUUUGUUUUCUAAAUUUUAA